This is a messenger RNA of Exophiala xenobiotica, 2688 nucleotides long. RefSeq lists its product as uncharacterized. The record is from RefSeq and is a predicted model, not a curated record. The coding region runs from base 313 to 930 and encodes 205 amino acids. NCBI's taxonomy places the organism in Eukaryota, Fungi, Ascomycota, Eurotiomycetes, Chaetothyriales, Herpotrichiellaceae. The transcript has 2 exons.
CAUCAUUUCACGGGCUACCAUUGCUUCGUCUACUACGCGUGGUAGAGGCACCAGAUGCCCGAGAGACUCAGAAGCUUUUUUGGACGCGUUUCUCCGGAUCUUCAGCUUGCCAUAGUCUGCCAUAACCAAGCCGCGUUCUCGUGCCACGCCAUCAAUGUGUGCCUGAGUUGAUCUUCACUUAUUCUCCUUCCUGCUCCUCCUACGAGUUCUUCUGAAGGCUUCUCUCCGUGUACUUGAGAAUCCUUUCAUAGCUGUCCUCCUGUGGUCGUCGUAUCCAACAGUUGAAUUGAAGAGCCUUUCGAGGUUAUCACAAUGGCAAGCUACGAGACUGAGCAUGCUACUGACUCACCCAGUCAUGCACAGAGCCAUCCACGCAGACCAGACCUCUCCUCUUUCCUGAGCCUUAUUGUUGAAAUCACUCCUGAUCGACCAGAAAGCCGAGCGCGUGCAGAUGCUGUUCCUCUUCCCGAAGAUGUGUCGGCUGCUUAUCGCUCGUUAGCAGAAGCAUUCCAAUUGAUGCAAAGAGACAAUGAGAAUGCCGACUCGGAUUUGCUUGGAGAUUUGAUCGAAACGUUGAUGAGCUCUGCGGAGCAUCCACCUCGAGAAGUCAAAGGAGUGGACGAGGAAUACAUUGCAGCUUUGGAUCGCGUCAAUAUCAAGACUGUCGGCAAGGACGCUGAUUGUCCAAUCUGUGGCAAUCCAUUCGUAGAAGAUCCACAUCCGCUACUGGUCAGGCUGCCCUGCCAUUCUACUCACAUCUUUGAUCUUGAAUGUGUCAGACCAUGGCUUCUGUUGAAUGGCACUUGUCCACUGGACAGAGUUGACCUCGCGCAGCGGGAACGGGAUCGGAAACAGAGGCUGUUGGACGACAUUAAAAAGGACGCUGCACCUGAGGAUGAAGAGGAGGAAUGGGACGGGCUCUACGCAUGAUGAGAACAAUCCAACAACAAAUUCCGGAGACUUUCACCGCUACCGGUAUACCACAGCCUACGGAAAUACUGCAUGAGAGGAAGACUUGUUUAUGUCAGUAAAAUGUGUUAGGUGAACUCUGGUGCGAUGGACGCAGGGAAGAAUCAUUCGACAAGACAGCACUGAAGAGCUCACGUACAAGCCAACCAAUCUGUCUCUUCUCGGCUAAGGACCGUUACACGCUCGCGACCAAAGGAGCAGCCACGCAGCAUGGAAGUUGCAAGAAAAUGCUUUUUGGCUUGACGUUACAUCACCCGUGGUUGCUGAUUACCGCCCGGUCUAAUUGAAGUAAGUCCGGCAAAAGAGACGGCGCUUUCACCCUAGUGGUGGAAAUGGCAAACAGUCGGAUGGGUACAUCACUGCAACAGAUCUGACAAUUUUCGAUUCGUCUCAUAAUGGAGUCACUGGCUAGCUGCCCGGCCUAUUCGAUUGUCCAGGCAGAAGUAGGACCCUGGACACUUGGCCCAGCAGUCCUUGCCUCGGACACUGGAAACACAACGAGGUCUUUCUGAACAAGAAGAUUCUCAAUAGAUGCGACAGGGCCAUAGACAGACUGAUUGUAUCUGCUUACCGGACGUCUCGGUCUUUUUACUCGUCGAGCCCAUUUCACUCUGCCAAUUGGCAGCAUCGCGCAAAAUGGUCCAAAUAUUGCGUAUGCCUGAUCGAUGCCGUGGUUGCCGUCUAAGCAGUGCGUGGAGUGACACACUCCUCUCCUCCACCAUACUCGACUCGACGGGGUCAGCGAGCAACUUGUGAACAAGCUGGGUAUUACAGCGCCAAGGGUGUCGCUCCACAAGAGUCACAAGCGCAUGGAACCGUAGGCAUGGGAAUUCGGCUUUCCUUAGAGCUCAAGUCUUCCACAUUUCGAUGUUCUCAACACAAUUACAGCAUCGGCGGGAUUCCGGCACCCAGAAUGCUGUUUGUUUGCGAUCGCCUGGGAGAUACUCAUCCUUCCCGUUUGACUAUGUGAGACAAGAUGCUUAUAAGCGCGGGAUAUCUGUGGACGUCAGCCCCACCACUUGGAAAACAAAGUCGAAUGAGGAAUGCAUAAGACUAUGCCCCGAUUCUCACGGGUGAAGAAUCCUUGCUGCAGACUGGACCAGAAUGUGCAGCUGUUUGGCCAAGUACCUGAGAGCAUCCUUUGGGAUCCAGCCACUUAACCUAGCAGGCGAGGGCCAUAUGGGUCCGAAGGCUUACCGAUAUACAAAGGAAAAUUGCAUUGGUGUGUAGGUACGGUGUUGGUACGCCGUCGUGGUCGUCCCACAGGCAAAAUCAAGUACUCUCGCACGCAUACUUAUUCACAAAUCAGACGAGUACCAACAGCCAAGUCCUAAGGCUGGUCUGUCAUGUUCCCAUGAAUGCUGCUGUGAUAGGUCAGUCCUUGUUGAUCAGUAAACCUUUUCCACGACUAGAGCAUUCUACAGUCAACGGCGACUCUUCCAAGAAACACAGAGGCGGCGCUGGUAUGCACGCGUAUGCCAUAUCAUGGGUGGUGGAGAUGAAAAUGCAGGUACAUCUUGACAUGAGGUUGUCAAAGGUAAUAUACCAUAUCAAGUUAGAUAUUUGUGGUUGGCCACGGAAGAGGCGGCAUAGCGGCAUGGUCAUACUUUGUAGUUCUGCGAAGAGGCGACGAUGAGGAGGAGGCACGUUGACGAGGUUGACCAAGUUUGCCAAGUUCCAAAAAUAGGCACCACGUAGGGCACCGUGUGCUGCCGCGAC